AAAAUAGCAUGAAGAGUGCCUUACAUGUCUGAAAUAUGAGUAAUGUACUUAACAGACAAUAUAAUGCGUAAUUAGCUUGUAUUUUGAUACCUAUAUAUCUAUUAUAAAUUUAAUUUAGACAGCAAACCUUAUCAGAGUCCCUGUUUAGCAUAUCAGUUAUGUGCUGGAUGUGUGCUAGUCGCAUGUUGGUACUCGUCGGCAUUCUGUUGGCACCCCAUACCUUUCCCUUGUUACCCACGUGUGCUGUUCCGAAGCUACAGCAACGUUUUCGUGACGCAUAUCUUCCGCCUUUCCCGCUUUGUCAGGCUAAACUCAGUUAGCAUGCCCGCACUAAACGCUACGUUACACAUGCAACGGGGCGGCGUCACCCGGAUAUGGUAGUAGGGGUAUGUGGUUUUUAGAGAGCUACAGAGGAUGGAUUGACCCUCUUACACAAAACCUUUAAACUUCAAUGCAUUCUGGUGUUGAAAUUCUGGGCUAUGUCGAUGUUGUGCCAAACACUGUUAUUCGUGUCAUCUGGGCAACAAACUCACAAAGUUGAAAUGUUUCCCUGGACAAAUUCAGGUGAUUACCACAGCAGAACCACCCUGACGGCGUGAUGAGUACAGAAAGAGAGAUGUCCCAGUCAGUGACUCCGUACAAGAACCAGGAGUAUUCCGAGCUGAAGGCUGCAUGCCUGAACGACGGCAAGCUUUUUGAAGACCCAGAAUUCCCAGCUGAAGAUUCUUCGCUGUUCUAUAAAAAGUCACCCGGAGCCGUCAAAUGGCUAAGGCCAAGGGAAAUCUGCGAUGGGCCUCGUCUGUUUGUAGAUGGAAUCAGCUCCCACGACCUGAACCAGGGAGCAGUGGGAAACUGCUGGUUUGUGGCUGCCUGCUCCUCCCUAGCAAUCAAACCCGACCUGUGGGACAAGGUAAUUCCUGAUUGGAAGGAGCAGGAUUGGGACAUGAGUCGCGAUAAGGAUGCCGGCAUCUUCCAUUUCCGCUUCUGGAUCUUCGGAGAGUGGUUGGACGUGGUGGUGGACGACCGGCUGCCAACGAUCAAUGGGGAGCUCAUCUAUUGUCACUCCACGAGCAAGAGAGAGUUCUGGAGCGCCCUACUGGAGAAGGCCUACGCCAAGCUGUUCUUAUGCUAUGAAUGCUUGGAUGGUGGUCUGACGGGGGACGCGCUGGUGGACUUCACCGGCUGCGUGACGGAAUACGUCGACCUAGUGGAGGGGAACUAUGCCAAAGAUGAGCCCACAAGGACCCGACUCUUCGAGACCCUUUUGAAAGUGUUCGACAGGAAUGGCAUCAUAACCUGCUCCAUCAGGGCUUCUCCCACUGAGAUGGAGCACAAGAUGGAGUGUGGCCUGAUCAAAGGCCAUGCCUAUGCGGUGACAUCCAUCAAGAAGGUGCGGGUGGGUCAGAACAAGAACUCCAUGAUCCGGAUGCAGAACCCGUGGGGGAGGGUGGAGUGGAAUGGGCCAUGGAGCGACAGCUCUGAGGAGUGGAAGAAGCUGAUGUCCGUGGAGCGGGAGACCUUGGGGCUCAUCAAGGAUGACGAUGGCGAGUUCUGGAUGGCGUUCGAAGACUGGUGUCACUACUUCACCAAUGCGGAGGUGUGCCACCUCAUCAACACGUCACCAGGGAGCAGAGAGAAGACGUGGAAGCAGGCUGUCACCUUCUGCAGCUGGACCCAGCACGAUGAUCCCCUGCUCAACCGUAGUGGGGGCAGUCUAAAUCAUCAGCAGAGCUUCCUGCAGAACCCACAGUACAUGUUCGACCUGCUGAAGGAGAAUGAGGAAGUGCUGGUGUCCCUGCAGCAGAGGGACAUGAGGCUUCUCAAACCGGCCGGCGAAGGGGAGAACCUCACCAUCGGCUUCGUCAUCUUGGAGGUCGAGCUUAACAGGAAGUACCGGCUCCAUGACAUAAAGACGCAGAAGAUCGUGGCGAAGUCGUUCUACAUGAAUGCCCGCACUGUCUUCCUGCGCAAGGUGCUUCCCAGGGGGCGCUACAUAAUCAUCCCAACGACACUGACGCCAGGCGUGCUGGGAGACUUCAUGUUGAGAAUCUUCAGUGAUGUCGAUUGUGACUGCAGGGAACUGACGGAGGACAAGCCCCAGGUGAAAUGCUGGAGUGGCUUUCUGGGCUAUCCCCAGGUGGUGACGCAUAUCCACAUAGAGGGAGUGGAGGGGCUGGAGAACCACGACAGCACCCGAGGUAUUGAUCUCUAUUUGAUCAUCCACUGCGAGGGACGUACCGUCCAGUCUGGAGUAAUUAAGGACACCCUGGACCCAGUCUUCAACAUCUCAGCCAUCUUCUAUAGAAAGAAACCCGGCAAACCAAUUGUUAUUGAGGUGUGGAACAGCAAUGAUGUACAGGAUGAGUUUAUAGGUCAGGUGGCCUUGCCCAACACCAAAGGCGAGGUAGACGAUCAGUUGAAGCUGCAGCUGAGCAGGAAAGACCAGAAGACGACUGGCAUUCUCAGUCUGAGAGUCAUUACUUCCACCCAGCUGACCAGCAUGUGACUCUGACCCCCACGCAAUCCCUGAUUGGUGAAGUUUUUUUUUCUCCAUACCUUCAGUGUGAUCAGUUGGCUUAAACCAGUGGUUCUGAAACCCGGUCCUCGGGCCCCUCUGCCCUGCUUGUUCUCCAGCUCUCCCUGCCCCACACACUGCUGAUUUACCUGGAUCAGGUGUGUUCAGUCGAUUAGAAGCUGAAAGACAGUUGGGACUUGUGUGUGGGGCAGGGAUAGCAGGAAAACGAGCAGGGCAGUGGGGCCCAAGGGCCGAGCUUGAGAACCACUGCAUCAGAGCAUAGCCAAUGGUGACCUCAUUACUAAUCAAGGCAUCAACCUGGAAAUGCAAGGUUCAAACUGUAAAAGUGAAGAGUAAAAAGGUGCUAAAAAAACUGUGCAAGAAAUCUCCACCCUCACCCCCCCCCCCCCCAAAUCAGCCAAAAAUUCACCCAUGUUGAGUUGAUGUCUUCACUUCAGGACACCAAACCUACAUUCUGUGCAUGAGGAGAAAUUUGCAAUUAGGACCUAGUUGGGAAGUUAAGGAUAUUGCAAAAGUGUAUUUGACAACUGUGAGUUCCCGGAUAGGAUUUUAUCAGGGUAAAUAUAAUAGUCUUUGUGUGAUUUUUUUUAUUUUUUUUUAUCAUGUAAUGUGUCUAAACUUUUUUUAAAUCAUCACAUAUCACAAUCUGUUUCCUUAGUGUACCUGUGUCUUUUCACAUUACACUAGUGAUUUUAAUGAUUUUAGUGAUUUAAGUGUUGUACAGUAACUUUUAAGAAAUUGAAUGGCACGUGCAACAUAAAAUUAUUAAUUUCACAUGUUCCUAUACAAGUGCAUUCAACUAAUGUAUUUCAGCCAUCUUGUAUCUUAUACAAGAAUAAAUGUCUUUAUUCGGCAUCA
Molecule: messenger RNA, 3394 nt
Organism: Brienomyrus brachyistius
Lineage: Eukaryota; Metazoa; Chordata; Actinopteri; Osteoglossiformes; Mormyridae
Product: calpain-5-like
Exons: 13
Coding region: 599-2506 (635 amino acids)
Biological process (GO): proteolysis
Cellular component (GO): cytoplasm
Molecular function (GO): calcium-dependent cysteine-type endopeptidase activity
Source: RefSeq, a predicted model, not a curated record